ACGCUGUUUUGUUUGAAAGCUUGCCGAAGGCCAGAAUCAGCAGCGUUGAAACAACAGCGUAGAAACAAUUCGUCUGAGUCCCUCAUCCUGGCUCCUAUCUGUCCAUUCGCCGACCCUUGGAAUACCCCACUUUGGGAUGGACGAAACGAGCCCCCUCGUUUCCCCUCUCCAGGACUCAAUAGAUUACAACUACUGCCAGAGCGAUGCCACCAGUCCGAGAACGCCGGGUUCUGUUGUGCGAGUGUCGGCUGGGAGCCCCGGACGCAGCCGGGAGAGACAGCCGCUUUUGGACCGGGACAGAGGGAACUCUCCGCGGGAUCCACACAGGAAUGAGUUUCCGGACGACCCAGAAUUUAGGGAGAUCGUGAGGAAAGCAGAACAAGCCAUUGAAGAAGAGAUCUUUCCAGAGAGGAUCUGCCAAGGAUCCAGUGGUAGCUACUUCGUCAAAGACUCUCAAGGGAAGGUCAUCGGUGUGUUCAAGCCUAAGACCGAGGAGCCGUACGGUCAGCUGAACCCAAAGUGGACCAAGUGGCUCCAGAAGCUGUGUUGUCCCUGUUGCUUCGGACGGGACUGUCUGGUCCUGAACCAGGGCUAUCUGUCUGAGGCCGGGGCCAGUCUGGUCGACCAAAAACUAGAGCUCAAUAUUGUGCCGCGGACCAAGGUGGUGUACCUGGCCAGUGAUACAUUUAACUACAAUGCUAUAGACAGAGUCAAGUCUCGGGGAAAGAGGCUAGCUCUGGAGAAAGUUCCCAAAGUGGGACAGCGCUUCCACAGAAUAGGCCUCCCUCCUAAGGUGGGAUCCUUCCAGUUGUUUGUGGAGGGCUACAAAGACGCGGACUAUUGGCUGAGACGGUUUGAGGCGGAGCCUCUUCAAGAGAACACCAAUCGGCAGCUGCAGCUUCAGUUCGAGAGACUGGUGGUCCUCGAUUACAUAAUCAGGAACACAGAUCGGGGGAACGACAACUGGCUGUUAAAAUAUGACUGUCCAAUGGACAUGGAAGGGAAACGGGACACCGACUGGGUGGUGGUAAAGGAGCCUAUCAUCAGACUGGCAGCCAUAGACAACGGCCUGGCCUUCCCAAUCAAACACCCCGACUCAUGGAGAGCCUAUCCAUUCUACUGGGUGUGGCUGUCCCAGGCUAAGGUUCCUUUCUCUCAGGAGAUUAGGGACCUGGUUCUGCCCAAACUGGCCGACCCCAACUUCAUCAAAGACCUGGAGGAAGACCUCUACGAACUCUUUAAGAAGGAUCCAGGUUUUGAUAGAGGGCAGUUCCACAAACAGAUAGCUGUGAUGAGAGGACAGAUCCUGAACCUGAGCCAGGCCCUGAAGGAGAGUAAGACUCCGCUACACCUGGUUCAGAUGCCCCCAGUCAUAGUGGAGACAGCCAGAGCACCACAGAGAGCCAACAGUGAGUCCUACACACAGAGCUUCCAGAGCAGGAAACCCUUCUUUACCUGGUGGUAGAGGAGGAGGAGGACAAGUAGAAGAGGAUGCAAGAGGGGGAAUGAAGGAGAUUCAGGAGGGAGGAAGAAUGGAUAGGGUAGGAGGAGAAGAGAGGAAGAGGAGAAAGGAAGAAUUGAUAGGAGGAACGAACCAGAUUGAGAGACUGAAGAGUGGAGAGACAAAGGCCAAGUAGAGGAGUAUAAGAGAGAAAGAGGAGGAGAAGAGCAUCGUCCAAAAACCUCUGCCUUACUCCGGUUUCAUCAGCCAGUAAAGCUCUUCCCCUCUCCAUAGCCAAUAAGAAGCCAGGUAGGUUUAUACUUUCCCUGGAACCCAUCACAGACACAGUUCUGCUUUAACUACAGACAUUCACCAGAAAGAUAGGAAGGAGGUAGAGAGAGGUGGCGGUAAAGAGAGUGGUGUAGAGGAAGUAAGGAGAUAUAGAGAAAGGGAGGAGUUACAUUGAGUAGAGAGAGAAUGAGUUUGUCUAGUGUCAAUUUUCAGAAAGAAUGAAAUGUAUGUUAUGUUAAGACAGUUGGGUAGCCCUACACUGGUAGCUGGCUGAAAGAUGAUUAUAAAGACCAAAAACUGUGAAAGGCUCCAACUAUAGCAGAGGUUCCCAAUUGCCAAUUGAUGGUUCCAUUGUAGCAUUCUCUUUCAGUGACUGAAUGUACAAAAUGUCAAAAUAUGGUAGUCCAAUCCAACCCAUCCAAGUGCACAGAAAAAGUUUUUACCUAAGGCUAAACAUUUCAGCCCCAACUCUUCACUUUCCUUACGAAGUUACAGCCUUAGUAGCAUCUCUAUUGGAAGCACGGCAUUACCAUGAAAUGUAUGGCUGUAGCUAGCAAGCAGAUAAGAAGCCAAGUGUCCUGACAUUUGCAGUUAUUUUUUUAUGGUCUAUUAGGUUUGCAAAAUUCUGGUAACUAUCCCCAAAUUCCUAGGUUUUCCAGAAAUCCUGGUUGGAAAAUUACGGAAUCCCUGCUUAUGCCCUUCUGAUUCCGGCAGUCCUUCAACCAGAAAAACCUAAAGUUACUGUAAUUUUGCAACCCUAUGGUGUAUGAAUGCUGUGGUCAGACAUUCAGCGUUUGGGGCCUUAUUUGAAUGAGUCUCUUUCUUUGAUCCAGAAGAACCUGACUGUAGUAGCCUGGUUGAACCAGACUGAACACUGCACUCACCAUUGUCAACACUUCAGUGUUAAGUCUGGGUUAACCAGGCUGACUUUAGGGCCAGGUUAUAGGUGGUAUUCACUACUCACAUUGUAGUCGACUAGGUUUGAACUGCAGAUUGAACUGGGCCAUGUUCAUUAGGGCACACUGUAGCAGGAUGUUUUGCAACAGAAAAAAUGCAAAUAAGCCAGAUAGAACCUUCCCAUUUCACUCCUUUUCUGGGACUUUUAUUCCAUUUCGUGCCUACUGAACAUAACCCAGGCAACAGUACCUGUUGUUAUGGGCAUGUGAUGGCAGCCCUGUGGCACCACCUAGAGGAGGACUGCAAUGUAGUUGGUUUCAAACACGCACAUUGCCUGUCAUGCCUGUUAUCCCACAUCUCAUUAUAUGUCUUUGUUACGUUGAUGUUUUUGUUUAUGUGUUCGUUUUUUAAAUUGAUAUUUCAUGCUGUAGCAACCAAACUGUUCUACUAAUGUAUUGCAUUGACAAUGCACUGUACAAAUUGUAUGUAAUGUAUUACAGAAUGAAAUGCAUAAAGAAUUGUACUAUUCCAUUA
Messenger RNA from Coregonus clupeaformis (lake whitefish), 3163 nucleotides. Its product is annotated as phosphatidylinositol 4-kinase type 2-alpha. The coding region runs from base 137 to 1465 and encodes 442 amino acids. The transcript is spliced from 9 exons. Gene Ontology annotation, molecular function: 1-phosphatidylinositol 4-kinase activity. The record is from RefSeq and is a predicted model, not a curated record. Gene Ontology annotation, cellular component: trans-Golgi network; plasma membrane; endosome. NCBI's taxonomy places the organism in Eukaryota, Metazoa, Chordata, Actinopteri, Salmoniformes, Salmonidae. Gene Ontology annotation, biological process: phosphatidylinositol phosphate biosynthetic process; endosome organization; Golgi organization.